Triticum aestivum (bread wheat) is the source of this 876-nucleotide messenger RNA. RefSeq lists its product as uncharacterized. The coding region runs from base 234 to 647 and encodes 137 amino acids. The record is from RefSeq and is a predicted model, not a curated record. Lineage: Eukaryota; Viridiplantae; Streptophyta; Magnoliopsida; Poales; Poaceae. The transcript has a single exon.
CAGGCGAGGGUCGUGCUACAAUAUGUGUGUCCACCACGGGAUUCAGUUAAGCUCUCAACCUCUUCUGCGCAAUACACUCCUUCGUCUUCCAUUUCGAAAUGUCGUUCCUGAAUUUCUUCAUCUGAUCCCGAGGUGUCAAACGGUCCGCUGAUCUACGAGACACUAGCUCCCAUAUUAAUAUCCUUCGUAAACCCACCCCGCCUAGUAGCAAAUCAAAGGAUCGUCAUCACACCAUGUUCGCUGCCAUGGCCAUCCUCCUCUCCUCCAUCGCUAGCCGGCUGAGGCUCCGCCGCCGGAACAAGAGGAUCACGUCCUCUUCGGGCAACCCCCGCCCACCUUUCUUCUCCUGCGGCGGCGGCGGCGACACCCUCAGCCCUUUCGUGAAGCCCAAGACGACGAGGAAGCUCAAGGCGCCGUCGAGCACAAGAUUCGCGGAGCAUGGCCAGGACGGCGGCACGGUGGACGACGACGACGUCGGCGAGCCGUGCCUGUGGCGGCGAACGAUACUGCUCGGCCAGAGGUGCCAGCCGCUGGAGUUCAGCGGGGCCAUACACUACGACAACGAUGGGCGGCGGCUCUGGCACGCACGGACUCCGCUCCUGAGCCCCGGCCGUUCUUCGGAAUUCGGAUACAUUGAUAGGGCAUGAGACGCCUUGCGACAACUCAAGGACGAACAACCGAAGAUCUGCUCAGGAUAUCGACAUUGAUAGGGCAUGAUUCUCCGAUUUUUAAAUUUCCCUCCUCCUGCUCUCAGAUAUCGCUGAGGCCCCAGUUUUUUUUUCUUUCUGUCCAGUAUGAUUGCAUCAGGAUCAUGUUGUUCUGUUCUCUCUGUCCUAGGAAGUUGGCAGUAUGUUGGAACAGAAAAGUGAGCAUUUC